AAGAAUCAUCUCCUGGAAUCCGCGAAACCCAAUUCUGUGUUGGUAGUUCUCCUGCCAUUACUGACCUUUGACAAUCUCUUUAACUCCACAAUUUGUCGUAAUCAGAUUCGGUAAUAAUUUUGAUCGCUUGCUUUCACUUUUAAGUUUUCACCUUACAGAAAAAGGCAGUUGACGGCGGCAUUGUCUUUCCGUCGAACAAAACAGCCAAUCUUGAUGCUGUUCGUCUCCAAGUUGAGCUCUGAUCUGUUUUGUGAGAGGAGAUAGGAAUCAUGUCGAGGCCGAUGCUGCUUGUUUUCGUGUUGCUGAUAUUGGUAAUCAUGUCCCAAAUUGAAUGGAGACAACAAUUUGUAAGUGAUGUGGAUACAAGUCCAAGGGAGCCACAGAAGCAGCCACAAGUUUCCAAUAGAGAAGAAACUGUCAAGGAGAAGAUUAUCUUAUCACAGGAGAAGCACAUCCAGAGGCUGAAUGAGCUCGUUCGCAUUCUAAGGGAACAACUCCAGCAAUGCCGUAGCAAUAAUGAGACAUCUAACGCCACUCUCAGCGCUCUGAGUGAGAAUGUUAUUGAAUUUGAGCGACAUCAUAUUCUGGAGGACUGAAAUCCGAACGUUGAGUUAUGUAAUCGCGUAUGUAUGUGUAAUAUUUUGCUGUCUUUCCUUCUAAGCAGCCUAUUCUACUGAGGCUUGUGGAACUCUUUGCUAACCUAAAGUACUAGUGUUGGUGC
Sesamum indicum (sesame) is the source of this 721-nucleotide messenger RNA. The record is from RefSeq and is a predicted model, not a curated record. NCBI's taxonomy places the organism in Eukaryota, Viridiplantae, Streptophyta, Magnoliopsida, Lamiales, Pedaliaceae.